Molecule: messenger RNA, 786 nt
Organism: Parathielavia appendiculata
Lineage: Eukaryota; Fungi; Ascomycota; Sordariomycetes; Sordariales; Chaetomiaceae
Product: NAD(P)-binding protein
Exons: 1
Coding region: 1-786 (261 amino acids)
Molecular function (GO): riboflavin reductase (NADPH) activity; biliverdin reductase [NAD(P)H] activity
Source: RefSeq, a predicted model, not a curated record
AUGUCCAUUCCCAAAAGAACAAUCCUCUUCCUCGGCGCCACAGGCGGCGUCGGCCUCUCCGCCCUCCGCCGCUCUCUCGCCGCAGACCACACGUGCAUCGCACUCUGCCGCAACCCUAGCAAACUCGCCUCGGCCUUCCCCUCCUCCAACCCCCCGCCCAACCUGCACCUCGUCGAGGGCAAUGCCCACGACGCCGACACCCUCGCCCGCUGCCUGCGCGAUCCAUCAUCGUCCGAUGACCGGUCCUCGCCAGUACAUGUGGUCGACACGGUCGUCUUCUCCAUCGGCGCCCUCCCCACCCUCACGGGCAUGACAGACCCGCAUGUCUGCGAGAAGGGCAUGACGGCUCUGUUGGAGGCUGUCCGUCGCGUGCGGGAGGAAGACAAGAACAACGAAUGGAGGGGAAAGAAACUGCGCCUGGUAGCCGUCAGCACGACGGGCAUCAGCCAGCACGUGCGCGAUGUCCCACUGCUGUUUCUGCCGCUGUACAAGAUCUUGUUGCACACGCCGCACAAGGACAAGGUGGCUAUGGAGAGGCUUGUGAUGGGGAGCGGUGCUGAGGAGGGGGUCGAGUGGACGAUUGUGAGGGGCAGCUUGUACACAAGCGGGCCGGCGACGGAGGGGUUAGUGAGGGAGGGGAUGGAGGAUCCUGUUAGCGGGGUGGUGGAGGAGGGGAUUCCGGUUGGGUAUACCAUCAGCAGGGAGGAUGUGGGGAAGUGGGUGUUUGAGAAUGUUAUUCAGGGGGGUGGGAGGUGGAUUGGGAAGGCGGCGGUUAUCACUUAUUAG